Messenger RNA from Dioscorea cayenensis subsp. rotundata (Guinea yam), 1225 nucleotides. Its product is annotated as GTP-binding protein At2g22870. The coding region runs from base 18 to 893 and encodes 291 amino acids. The record is from RefSeq and is a predicted model, not a curated record. Lineage: Eukaryota; Viridiplantae; Streptophyta; Magnoliopsida; Dioscoreales; Dioscoreaceae. Gene Ontology annotation, molecular function: GTP binding. The transcript is spliced from 4 exons.
CUCCAAAGCUCGAAGCUAUGCUUCUCCGCGCGCGCCUCUCGAACCCCCACCUUCUCUCCAUCCCCUUCUCCUCCACCAAGCCCCGUUCUCCUCCUCCGCUCGCCGCCGCAUCCUCCUCCCGUCGCCGGCCCCUAUCCCUUUCCGCCACCCCGCCCCCGCCAGUGUCGGACGAUCUCGUGCGCACGGCGCUGUUCGUGCCACCGGGCAUCGAUCGUGCGGAGGUCACCCCUUCCAUGGUGCUCCCAGGGUCUAACAUCGUCAUCGGGCCCUACGCUGGACACUCGCAGAUCAAGCAGGUCGAGUUCGUCAAGAGCAGCGCCCGCGCCCGGGACUGCCCCAAAGACCACCGCCCUGAGUUCGCCAUCCUCGGCCGCUCCAAUGUCGGAAAGUCUUCUCUCAUUAACGCUCUCGUCCGUAAAAAGGACGUUGCUCUCACCUCCAAGACACCAGGAAAGACUCAGCUCAUUAAUCAUUUCUUAGUGAAUAAGAGCUGGUACCUUGUGGAUUUGCCAGGAUAUGGUUUUGCAAAUGCUCCUGAAUCAGCCCGGAUGGAUUGGUCAUCAUUCACUAAAGGUUACUUUCUGAACCGGGGCACGUUGGUUGGCGUCCUAUUACUCGUCGAUGCGAGUAGUCCGCCUCAACAGAUUGACCUUGAUUGCGCGAAUUGGCUGGGCAGAAACAAUAUUGGAAUGACAUUUGUUUUUACAAAAUGCGAUAAAACAAAAGGCGGUAAAAAGACUCGUCCUGCUGAGAACAUUGAGCAAUUCCAGGCGUUGAUCAGGAAGCACUACCAGGAACCUCCGCCGUGGAUCAUGACAAGCAGUGUCACAGGCAUGGGCCGCGCCGAGCUCCUCCUCCACAUGUCUCAGCUAAGAAACUACUGGGACAACUAGCAUUCAAACUCGAAAAAUAUCUCCGUGUGCUCUACGAUUGUGCUAAAAGAUAAUCAACACAAGUUGUCGGCAUGCUUCAUGAUCAUAUCCAUGCAUCAUUGACCUUCAAAACACAGACUUUGUCAAUGUAUGAUCCACUUGUUUGCUAUCACAUUCAAUCAACUUCUGGUACAUCAUUUAUACUGGUAGGCUCUAGCUACAUUUAGAAGUUACAACCAGAAGAUUUAUUUAUUUAUUUAUUAAUCUUGUUUUUUUGUAAGAUAUCUGAAAAUAGUUCUAUUGUACUCUCUUUAUAUCUGAUGGAUGUAUAAAAUUCUACGGUUGAGAUUUUA